UGUUUGUCGUGCGUUUGUCCUGCGGAUCUAAUACAAGCAAUCAACGAGACUUUCUAGUCACUGGACACAAAUACGGGCAUACCCGGCAAUCACUCCGGCUUUAGGAGUGGUCAACACUCUAGAGUUUUCUUUCUAUCUCCAUCGUCCUUGCAAGGAAACGAAAGAGCCCGUGCCAGCAACAUGUCGGGAGGAGUCUCGCAGGAGGAGCUCGCUGCUAAACUUGGAGAAGUGGAGAGCACGCUGACGGCGCGCUUUGAAGAACAGCAGGCCAAGGCAGAGGGGAGGAUGGAGCGGCUGCUCAUCGCUUCGAGAGCCUUCUGCCCACGCAGCCCACGCGAGACGGAGGAGGAGGAGGGUCACACGGCGCCGCGGUGGACGGGGGCGCCGUGGGGGGUGCGGUUGGAAUCCCGGAGGGAACCGGGAGGGGUUCCGCCGCAGGGAACCUGCCUGAGACUGUGGGCCCCAGCGCUCGGAAUGACGGCUGGGUCAGCGGGUCUGGUCCCCGAGGAGCCAGCAGGAGGCGGAGGAAAGCCACACGAGGGCAGAGGAACAGGCUCUCAUCACAACCGCGCCCGCCGCAAGGGAAACAGCAACGGCAAAGGCAACGGCAACGAGAGCGGUGGGGGUGGGGCGGAGAAACGGGCACGCGUCCGGUGCUUCCGAUGCGGAAAGAUGGGGCGUCGGAUCGCGGAAUGCCCAACAAAGGAAAGCGACGUUAUCCGGUACGAGGUUUGCACGGGAUUCGGCCACAAAAAGGACCGUUGCCCAAUGGAAGAAGAGGAAGCGGUAAUAGCGGCCGAAAUGUCGCAGGAUGAGCUAGACACGUUGCGUGCGAAGCCUUGUAAUUAGGAAACCCACUAUACCCAGCCCCAACACUCCACGCCCCCAGAUUUAGGGGGGGCGACUUGAGUUCUUGAAACCUGUGCUUUCCAGAUGUAGGGGAAGGCACUGACACUGACACGCACUCCCAGACGUAGGGGGGGGUAGCGAAAAUUUUCGUAGGUGUGCUCUCCAGAUGUAGGGGAGGGUAUCAACACGCACCCCCAGAUGUGGGGGGGGUAGCGCAUAUAUCUCACAGGUGUUCUCUUCAGAAAAAUGGGAGGAGGGCAUCAGUAUACGCCCUCCAGAUGUAGGGGAGGGACGUACAGCAGUGGUUACACAACAGCGCGCCUCCAGGUGUAGGGGGGGCAGCGCCAGCCGACGCACCCCAGACGUGGGGGGCAGUAGUUCCUUACCCGUGCACCUCCAUAUGUAGAUAGGGCAGCACGGGUCAACGCUCUCCAAAUGUAGGGGAGGGCAACUUU
Molecule: messenger RNA, 1304 nt
Organism: Ectocarpus sp. CCAP 1310/34
Lineage: Eukaryota; Phaeophyceae; Ectocarpales; Ectocarpaceae
Source: the annotation of a GenBank genome assembly